Messenger RNA from Plasmodium gonderi, 3231 nucleotides. Its product is annotated as HORMA domain protein. The coding region runs from base 1 to 3231 and encodes 1076 amino acids. The record is from RefSeq and is a predicted model, not a curated record. The transcript has a single exon. Lineage: Eukaryota; Apicomplexa; Aconoidasida; Haemosporida; Plasmodiidae.
AUGAUUUCGCGCAUGUCAGUCAGAACACACACCCAGACAGAAACGCUAACAAAACAAGAUUCGAUGAAUAUGCUGAAAAAUAUAAUAAAAUUAGGAAUAAGUCUAGUGACAUAUUUACGAAAUUUAUUUGAAGAAAACGCAUAUGAAGAAGUGCAUAUCCAAGAAUUAAAAUUAAAAAAACUUCUUCCAAUAAAUCGAGAAGCACACAUGAUAAUUAAUUGGCUAGAGAAAGGUGUAUUUGAUGCGAUAGAAAAAGAAUAUUUAAGAAUUUUAAUUUUAGACAUAAAUGAUAUAUAUGAUAAUUCAAUCGAGUGCUAUAAAUUUAGUUUUUCUUACAAUUCAUUUAUGGGUGGAAAAAUUGGAAUUACUUUAGAGACAUCAAAAAAUAAUCCCAGUAAUGUAUCUACAGAUAACAUAGUGGAAGAAAAAAGAAAAAAUUUUAACAUAGACAGAUUAAAAGAUAUAAAAGACAGAUUAUUGAAUAAAAACAAAAAAAAAAAAGAAACUUCAUUAUGUUUUAAAAAAGAUGCAAAACAAAAGACAUAUGAAUUGCUUAGGUCAUUAGUACUUCUGACACAAACAUUAAAUCCAUUACCUGAAAGAACAUACCUCUCGAUGAAGUUACUCUACUAUGAUGAAAUUGUUCCUUACAAUUAUCAACCUCCAUAUUUUAGAAAUCCAGAUAGUAAAGAUUUAUUAAAAUUUGUUAAUAUACCGAAUGAAGAACAUGUUGGAAAAGUAGAUACAGGGCAUCACUACUUAUCCAUUAUUGUCAAUUCUACGUGUAACAAUCAUGACGAACAAGCAUCUUCAUACAACUGUACUGAUGUGCACAAUCAGGACACGAGUAAUUCAAGUACCCAUUAUGCCAAAGUGGUGAAUGGAGAUUAUUAUCAGUAUGAUAAUAGUGAAAGUGAAUAUCACUCGAAAGAAAAAAAUCAACAUGGACAGAACAAUAAUAAGGACUUCUAUUUACAUACAGAUAGGAAUAAUGAACAUCCCUAUGGUUAUCAUGGUGUCAAUCAUAAUGGUGAUCAUAAUAAGUAUGUUGAAUAUGAUGAAGAGAAUUGCUAUAAACCUUUUCACUUUGACGAAAGCAGAUAUACAUAUCUGAAUAAGCGAUUAUCGAAAAAAAGACAUAGAAAACAAAACAAGAAUCAAUAUAUUAUUAUCGAUGAUGAGGAAUAUGAUGAUCAGGAGGAGGUGAAAAUGAGUAACUGUCACAUCAGUGAAGGCGUCUAUGGUAGAAGUGGAAAUAAUCGGAUUGUUGAUAAUCAUAACGCCGCUCAGGAAAAUCAUGUGGAAGAUCGAAGUGAUGACUAUGAUUAUUAUGACGAAUAUGAUGAUGAAUCGGUUAAUGAUUACAAUAAUGAAGAGGAAUAUUCCAGUUUUAGCAAUGAGCAGGUGCAAAAAGGAACGAAAAGGAAUUUAAAACUAAUAGGAAGAAAAAAGAGAAAAACAUUUUUAGCCCCAUCUUUUUCUGCAAACCAAAGUUAUGAUAAUAUGUCACCUUCUCGAGCCAGAUCAGUAGAGUGUAGUAAUGAUCAAGAUUAUAGUAGUAACUCAGAAAAUAACGAAUAUUACAACAAGGUUGGGAAAAUGCUCGUACACACCCAUAGAUAUGACGACGAUAAACAUGAUUGUGUGCAGGUAGAAAAGAGAGAAAUAGAACAAAUUAAGAGAAAGAAAAAUAAAUAUUGGGCUGCCAAUAAGAAGGUGUACGAUAAUAGUUACUAUAGUAGUAAUCCAUAUAGGAGUAACAUAGAAAAAAUAGCUACGAGGUUGUAUGGUACUUCUUAUGGGAAAAAACUCCCUUAUGAUAGAAGCAGGGACGAAGUCACCAAUGAACUGAAUAAAACUUAUGAUAUUCGAAAAAAGAGUAUGGAAAACACAAAUCGUUUGAACAAGUCCCAUAAAUUGGAUCUACCGAAUCCAUUCCUUGACAAAGAUAUAGAAAAAAAGUGGAUUAAAAAUAAAUAUGAGAAUAAAAAAAAUUGUGCCAAAACACACAAAAAUAAAUUCCUUAUGAAAAUAAAAAAUAAAAAAAAGGAAAAAUUAGUCUGCAAAAAUUUAAAGAAUAAAAAAACAUUUCAGAAAACAUUCAUGCUUAAAUAUAAAAAGAAAAACAUGCUGCAUAGUAUAAGAAUCUAUAUCACUAGAUACAAAAUUCUGAGUAAGACAAAAAUUAAGCAAAAAUUUCCAAAUGUAACCAAUUGCGAUAUUGACACUGUUUUGCAUAAACUCAUGAAAGACAACAUUAUUCGGAAAAAUGGAUGUGAGUCAUACACUUUUGUUGACGAUAAAGGUUGUAAGAAGAAGAACCUUCAGAAAAGGUACGACCCACAGGUUGAUUACUAUCAAACGCAACAGCAAGUGGAGCUACAAAACCAAGGGGAGAAAUGCACGGGAAAAACAGUUGAAAGUCGGGACGACGAUUACACGGAUUUUCAAAACGGACGACACAAAGAUGUAAGACGGGAAAGCGGUGAAUCGAAUAGCCAUCUAGAUAAGAAAUCAAAUAGUGAUCUUGAUCAGAAAGGAAAGAGCGAUAUAUGUAAGGAACGAAAGAGCGAUAUAUGUAAGGAACGAAAGAGCGAUAUAGGUAAGGAACGAAAGAUCGAUAGAGCAAACGAGCCUGCCAAGGACGCCAGAAGGGACCCCCCGACGACACACCAUCCCGCGGAGCACGUGGAAAAUGAAGAUGUGAAUUUCACCAACGUGUCCAAAGAGGAGAGCGUACAAAAUUGCGGAAUCGAAAAUAGUUUUGAAAAUAUUAACCAAAGUAGUCAUCAAAGUAGUCAUCAAAAUAUUCUGAUAAAUAAUAUUUCUGAAUCUUUCGAAAGUCAAGGGAGACACUCAUAUCAUAUGGAAGGAGAAAAUGAGAAUAAUAUAAACGAAAUAAAUAAUGACAUCCAAAAGCUUUACAACGAUGUUCAUAACUUAUGUCUUAAAACUAAAUAUAUCAACAAGGAAAUUGUCACAAAGGGACUUGGCAUUUAUCCAUUGUUAGCCAAACCGUUGAUAGAUAGACUCAUGCGAGAAGGAGUUAUAAAAAAAAAAAUCAUAAAAAAUAAGGGUUAUGAAAGUAACAUAUUUGUCCCCAUGGAAAAUAAUUUCACGAUGAACAAUCGAAUCGACGAUACAAAUCAACCAGAUAUCCUUCAUUCAUGUGACGCCCUUGAGGGUGACUUCUCCCAUACGAACGAUCUGCAGAAUUAUGUCGAAAAUUGA